AUGAAGAGUGAGUUGGUGGUCAAGAAUCAGGAAAUUUUGUUGGCGAAAAGGAAAAGGAAGGAAGAGUUUGAGAAAAUAGAGAACAAGUAUGUUGAAUUAGCAGAAAAGCUUGGUUUUGUUGGAGCGGAAUAUGCAUACUUGAAAUCGCUCUAUGGUGCUGAAGUGGAGUCCUCGGGUACUCCAAGUGCUGUAAUGUUAGGGAUUGGAGAUACUGAGAAUCUCAUCGGUCAAGGAGAGAAUGAGGUUAAUCAGAAUGUGAACAAAGCUGUAUCAGAUGCGAUAUUGAUAAGUGACGAGAGCGAUGCUGAACAUGAUGAUGAGCCUCUAAGAGAGUGUAACAAAAGCCCUCAAUUGUCUGUUGAUAAAAACCAAGAAGAACAAUGCAAGAAUAGAACAACCUCAUCGAAUGAGAACCAAGCUACAGGAGAAAUCUUUACUCUAAGAUCUGUUUAUCAUCCACCGCUUUUUUCUGCUUCGCCAUCAUCAUCUUCAGACGGCUAUGAAGUUGUGGUUAAGGUUCCGGAUAAUUGGCCUAAUUGGCCAAUAUCGAAAGGUCCCGGUGAGGAGUCCAACAAGCCUUAG
Molecule: messenger RNA, 582 nt
Organism: Arabis nemorensis
Lineage: Eukaryota; Viridiplantae; Streptophyta; Magnoliopsida; Brassicales; Brassicaceae
Source: the annotation of a GenBank genome assembly